Molecule: messenger RNA, 3186 nt
Organism: Acytostelium subglobosum LB1
Lineage: Eukaryota; Evosea; Eumycetozoa; Acytosteliales; Acytosteliaceae
Exons: 5
Coding region: 1-3186 (1061 amino acids)
Biological process (GO): regulation of MAPK cascade; intracellular signal transduction; protein phosphorylation
Cellular component (GO): cytoplasm
Molecular function (GO): ATP binding; protein serine/threonine kinase activity
Source: RefSeq, a predicted model, not a curated record
AUGUCAUCAUCAUCAUCAUCACCAAGUCUCCUUCAGAGACUCAAAAGUGCAUCACCUCCACCCACGCCAAACACUGAUCACACAACCACAAUAACAACGUCAUUGACUGUCAAUGCUCACACUGAUGUACAAUCACCACCACCACCAACACUGAGCACAUCGACCAGCCGAACAGAGUCCUCCUCGUCAUUAUCAUCAGCAGGUGGAAAUUUGCAAAGACAUAACAGCAAUCAAUCAAUUCGUUCCGACGACUCUUAUGAUUCACUACUCCAUCAGCACCCACAACAACAACAACAACAACAUCAACAUCAACAACCACAGAGUCCCACUCAUCAUCAUCAUGACCUAGAGGAUGCAGACCUAGAUAUUAUGUCCUCUGGACACUCUUCUCCAGGUUCACCCAUAGCACACUCAUCAUCAAUUCACGUCAGUGGUAGCAGUGACAAAAGACAGCUCAAAAAGGAUCAGGCCCAGAACAUCUCCAGUCCCAGCCUAAUGCGCUCGCCUAUUCAGUCUGACAGUGAUUCGUCUCUGUUGGGUUCACCUGCUUCGUCGUCGGCAAACACCAGCUACCAAAAUCUCUCAGCACUGGACAGGAUCAAGAAGAAAGCGUCACUCCUGCGACCGCCAGAUCUCCAUCUGUUUGGCAAGUCAAAGUCAAAGUCAAAGUCGGCCAACAACAACAAGAAGAAGGGACAUAACUCUGCGCGAUUCGAUGUGGACACUGAGAUAUCCAUGCCGUACAGCGUCAUACACAAGAUGCAUGUGGACUUUGACCUCAAAUGGACUGGCCACAAUGACUUUGUUCUCAAUGAGAAGCUAGGCGAUGGUGCCUAUGGAUCAGUGUACAAAGGAACACACAGGGAUCUGGGAUUCACACUGGCCAUAAAGGUGAUCGAGAUGAAGCAGGAGGAGACGCAAAAGUCGCUCCAGAACGAGAUCAACAUCCUCAAGAAUUGCAAGAGUCCAAAUGUUGUCUCUUACUUUGGUUCCCUCCAACAUGAGGACAAGAUAUGGAUAUUGAUGGACUUUUGUGCACUUGGUUCAAUCAGAGAUAUUAUAGAGUCAACAGAGAAGACGUUGAACGAGUCACAAAUAUCCUAUGUUAUCAAGAACACACUGAAAGGAUUGAUAUACCUUCACAAUCAAAAUAUCGUACAUCGUGAUGUAAAGGCAGCCAAUAUCCUUCUGAAUGAGGGAGCUCAGGUGAAGAUUGCUGACUUUGGUGUUUCUGAGAAGCUCACCUCGAUGGAUGACCAAUCACAAGAGAUGAUAGGAACUCCUUUGUGGAUGGCACCCGAGGUAAUACUCAAAAAGGCAUAUGACUACCAGGCCGACAUUUGGUCACUCGGCAUCACAAUCAUUGAGAUGGCAGAUGGUCUACCCCCACACAUGGAGAUGAAUCCAAUGAGAGCAAUGAAGAUGGUUCCAAUAUGGCCAUCACCAACGUUUUCUGAGCCCAAGAAGUGGUCACCCGCUCUCAAUGACUUCCUAGCCAAGUGCUUGUGCAAAGAUCCUGACAAGAGACCCUCGCCAAAAGAGCUACUGAGCCAUCACUUCCUCAAGAAGAAGAGAGGCCCCGAGGUACUCGGUGACCUUGUACACCAGGUGUUGCGCAUAAAGAAGAAACAACACGACGAGCAGAAGAAGCAACACCUGUUGAACCCUGCACAAGAGACUGUCAAGAGUGAAAAGAGCGACAAGAGUGACAAGAGUGACAAGAGUGCUAGUAGCGAUGGUUCAAAAGAGGACGUCGGUACUGAUCACCUUGACAAGCUGGUCACCAAGAACAACACUGCAUUGCUUGCCACUGCCUCUCGUGGCACUAUGGUGUUCAAGGGUGUAUACUCAACCUGCCACGAAUAUGAGGAGGACUCAGAGGAUGAUGAGGUCGACGCUUUCAGCACCACAGUCUUCCACGCCGAGAAGCCAGACGUCAAGGUGGACGUUGGAGAUGGCGCUAGUGAAGAGAACGGUAGCGAUCCAGAGUGCUCCGCUACUGGUACAAUGGUCUUUAGAAAGCCUGUAAGGAAGGCAACUCACUCCCGAAGCAAGAGCACAUCAGCAGCUUUGGCAGGCAGUGACCCGAUGCGAACUCUGGUUUCGGCACCAACCAAGCCUUUGCCACCGUUGCCACCCUAUAGCAGCCAGGAGAGGUUGUUUGUUCCCACUCAUCUGGAAGAGGCAAACAACUUUGUACUAUUAACAAAUCAACAACAACAUCAACAACAACAACAACAACAACAACUAUCUAGUGAUAGUCUUGGAUUGUUGUCAACUAGUCACCUAUCAUAUGGAAUCAAGGAGCAGAUGGAGUCGAUGGAGAAUAACAUACUUCAAUACGUUGACGCCAAGAACUCUGAGGCGGUUGAAAACAUCAAGGAGCACAUAAAUGGAAUGGAAAGGACACUGGUCUCGUACAUCAAUCAAGAGCUUCAGAACAUGUUGACAAUCUUCACUCUGAAACUUCAGCCCUUGGUAUCAUGUCUGGAGGAAAUGAAGAGUAGAGAUCAGCAACAGCAGCAACAACAGCAACAACAACAACAACAACAACAACCAUCACCUCCAAAAUUGGUCAAACAACAGUCCUUUGUUGCAAAGCAUGCAGUUAUUGUCGAGAAUGAGACAUCAAUUGAGAGAAGAAGGAGUUCUUCUCCUAUACAGGUGGCAACCACGCACCAAUUACCACCAAAGUCCGCCAUAACACCAAACAAAGCCACGCUCAUCCCAUCUCCAAUAUCUGUUGGCGAUGACAUCUCCAGCCAAACCACACCAUCAAUGGCUUCCCAGGGCUUCAGGCCACUAUCAGCUCCAGUCUUGCAUGAUGGCUCGCCUGCUCAGAUUACCAACCAAAGGACAUCAGCACCAGUUCUUGGAAGAGCACCUAUUAUUCCAUCAAUUUCCUCCUCCUCUUCAUCGCCAACACAGAUACAACAUUUGUCCGAACCAAAUCAACAACAACAACAACAACAGGUGGGCAGACAAUCGCCAACACUUAAGCGUAUGGCAUCUGCAUCCAAAAUCCAUUCCCUCUCGGCGUCCUAUGAUCCAAACAGCCAACAGACUGAACGACGAUCAGUUUUUUUCCACGAUGCUCAUAUUGACAUUGACAAACAGUUGGUCACCAACAAACUCAAGUUGUUCGAGGCUGGAACUGCUACUCCGUCCACUUUAUCCGAUCAAUAA